UAUACUUAUCUCGUUCUGUUUCUUUCCGGCUGGCCCACUUCUACCGAUUCGCCGUCGUCGUCGUAAAAUGCGAUCUUUCCGAGCCGACAUCCCAAAUUUCCCUUCUUAUAUCAAUCAACUCCCGCGCUCUUCUCCGGCGGAUCGAAAUUCUCAUUUUCCCGGCCAGCGCACGCCGUCUCCGACUGCCGAAUGUCUCCUCGGACGAAAGUCAUGCGAUGCCACGAUUGGAUCAACACGCUCCUUCCCGAAGAGAUCGUCCUCGAGAUCUUCCGGCGCCUCGAUUCCAAGCACACCCGCGACGCCUGCUCCCUCGUCUGCAAGCGGUGGCUUUCCUUAGAGCGCCUCAGCCGGACCACUCUCCGGAUUGGCGCUUCCGGUAACCCCGAUUUCUUCAUCCACUUACUCUCCAGCCGUUUCCCCAACAUCAAAACCAUCCACAUCGACGAGCGCCUCUCCAUUUCUAUCCCCUCCCAGCUUGGGCGGAAGAGAAGAAAAUCAGGAUCGUCUUAUUUCAAGCUUCACAGCGUGUUUCAAGAGGAUAUGCCUGAAGCCGAACAAUUUGAUUCCUACUGUUUGUCGGAUCUUGGGUUGAUUACACUUAGUGAUCAGUUCCCAGCUCUCGAACGUUUGAGCUUAAUCUGGUGCUCCAAUGUUUCAAGUCUGGGUUUAGUCUCUCUUUCCUUGAAAUGCUCGCUCUUGAAAUCUCUGGAUUUGCAGGGUUGCUAUGUUGGUGAUGGAGGUCUGGCUGCUAUUGGAAGGUGUUGUAAGCAAUUACAAGAACUAAAUUUGCGGUUUUGUGAAGGGUUGAGUGACGUGGGUCUGGUUGAGCUAGCUGAAGGCUGCUCGAAAUCGCUAAAGACUCUUGGGGUUGCAGCUUGUGCAAAGAUAACAGACAAAUCGUUGGUGGCAGUGGGUUCCCACUGCAAAUCCCUGGAAACCUUGUCACUGGACUCUGAAUGCAUUCACAAUGAUGGGGUUCUUGCCGUUGCCAAAGGAUGCCCUCUUCUGAAAGUCUUGAAGCUGCAAUGCAUUAAUGUUACUGACGACGCUCUUAUAGCUGUAGGAAAAUAUUGCUCUUCACUGGAGGCGUUGGCUUUGUACAGCUUCCAGCGAUUUACUGACAGGGGAUUGUGUGCUAUUGGAGCUGGAUCUAAGAAGUUGAAAAAUCUUACUCUGAGCGACUGCUAUUUCCUCAGUGACCAGGGUUUAGGAUCAAUUGCCACGGGUUGUAAAGAACUCACACAUCUUGAAGUUAAUGGGUGUCACAAUAUUGGAUCAGUGGGAUUGGAAGCCAUUGGACGAUCAUGCACGCGCCUCACUGAGUUGGCAUUGUUAUACUGCCAAAGGAUCGGUGAUAAUGCUCUUCAUGAAAUUGGAAAGGGCUGUAAGUUCUUGGAGGCCCUUCACUUGGUAGAUUGUUCUAGCAUUGGAGAUGAUGCCAUUUGUAGCAUAGCCAAGGGGUGCACAAAUUUGAAGAAACUUCAUAUUCGUCGGUGUUAUGAGGUUGGGAACAAAGGUAUUAUGGCCAUCGGCGACAACUGCAAAUCACUUGCGGAUCUUAGCCUUAGAUUCUGUGACAGGGUGGGAGACGAGGCCCUUGUAUCCAUUGGCCAAUGUCACUCCCUCCAGACCCUAAACGUCAGUGGCUGCCAUCAAAUAGGCGACGCCGGAAUAAUAGCAGUUGCAAGAGGCUGCCCUGACCUCAGCUACCUCGACGUGAGCGUGCUUCAGAAUCUGGGCGAUAUGGCGCUUGCCGAGCUAGGAGAGGGCUGUCCAGCUCUGAAAGAGAUAGUAAUCUCCCACUGUCGUCAGAUCACCGACGUCGGCCUCUCCCACCUCGUCAGGAACUGCGCCAUGCUGGAAUCCUGCCACGUCGUUUACUGCCCUGGUGUAACCGCCGUGGGGAUCGCCACGCUGGUCUCCGGUUGCCCGAACAUAAAGAAGGUGCUGGUGGAGAAGUGGAAGGUGAGCGAGAGGACCAAGCGCAGAGCAGGCUCUGUCAUCUCCUACCUGUGCAUCGAUCUGUAGUAGAAAUGUAGAAUACACAGGGAGAACAAAGUCCGUGUAGUCUCAGAAAGUCAGGGUGCUGAACUUGUGCAUAAAGCCUGGUUAUUUAUUUUUCCUGCUUUCCUUUUCCCCCCCCUGUAUUUAUUUAGUUACACAUUGGUGUGUUAGCUCUGAAUAAGCGUGGCAAGGUUGCAAAGUGUUGUUGUAUGAAUAAAUUGCAUCGAGUGGU
Linum trigynum is the source of this 2236-nucleotide messenger RNA. The record is from the annotation of a GenBank genome assembly. NCBI's taxonomy places the organism in Eukaryota, Viridiplantae, Streptophyta, Magnoliopsida, Malpighiales, Linaceae.